CCGCGCCGUGCAGCGGCCGCCGCGCCCGCGUCCCUCCGCCGCGUUCCGCGGCUCCCGGCGGGCAGGGCAGGGCAGGGCAGGGGAACGGAACCGCGCCGCCCAUGUGCCCUGCGCCACCGGGCUGACUCCGCACACAAAGGCGGGCCGGGAGGCGACGGGCCGCGCCUGGCAGCGCCGCCCAUGCCCCGCGCGCAGCCCCCCGGCCCCGGGCCAUGAGGGCGGCGUAGCUCCGGCACCGCCGCGCUCGGCCCGGCCCGGCCCGGCCCGGCGGCAGCCGCGAACCGGCGGGGCCGCGGUAUGGCGGGAGCUGGCGGCGCCCCCUGCCGGGCGGGCGGAAGGCUGCGGGCGGGCAGGACCCCCCGCCCGUCGCUGCUGGUGCUACUGGUGCUGCUGGGGGGGGCGGCGGCGGCGGGCGAGGAGAUCAACGCAGAGGCAUGGCUGCGGCUCUACGGCUACCUGCCGCAGCCCAGCCGGCAGAUGUCCACCAUGCGCUCGGCUCAGGCCUUCUCCUCAGCCCUUGCCGAGAUGCAGAAGUUUUACGGCAUCGCGGUCACCGGGGUCCUGGAUGAGGAGACCAAGGCGUGGAUGAAACGUCCUCGCUGCGGGGUCCCGGACCAGUUUGGGGCACGGAUGAAGUCCAACAUGCGGCGGAAGCGGUACGCGCUGACAGGGCGGCGCUGGAGCCAGAGCCAUCUCACCUUCAGCAUCCAAAACUACACGGAGAAGCUGGGUCGGUACCACUCAUACGAGGCCGUCCGUCGAGCUUUCCGGGUGUGGGAGCAAGCCACGCCGCUGGCUUUCCGGGAGGUGCCCUACGAGGACAUCCAGCAGAAGCGGAAGAAGGAAGCCGACAUCAUGGUGCUCUUCGCCUCCGGCUUCCACGGAGACAGCUCUCCCUUCGACGGUGUCGGGGGAUUUUUGGCUCAUGCCUAUUUUCCCGGUCCUGGCAUGGGGGGGGACACCCAUUUUGACUCGGAUGAGCCCUGGACACUGGAGAACACAGACGUGUCUGGGAACAACCUUUUCUUGGUGGCUGUGCACGAGCUGGGGCACUCGCUGGGCCUGGAGCACUCCAGCAAUCCCAGCGCUAUCAUGGCCCCCUUCUACCAGUGGAUGGACACGGAGAAUUUCCAGCUGCCUGAGGACGACCUCAAGGGCAUCCAGCAGCUGUAUGGUACCGUGGACGGGCACCCUCAGCCCACCAAGCCUUUGCCCACCAUGACGCCUCGGAGACCUGGCAGGCCAGACCAGAGACCCCCUAAACCACGCCCCCCAGGGAAACCGGAGCGACCCCCCAAACCUGGCAGCCCAGACCGACCUGACCAGUACGGCCCUGACAUCUGCGACGGGAACUUCGACACGGUGGCAGUGCUGCGUGGGGAGAUGUUUGUGUUCAAGGGCCGGUGGUUCUGGAGGGUUCGGCACAACCGGGUGCUGGACAACUACCCCAUGCCCAUCGGGCACUUCUGGCGGGGCCUCCCUGGGGACAUCGAUGCCGCCUAUGAGAGGCAUGACGGGAGGUUCGUCUUCUUUAAAGGUGACCGGUACUGGCUCUUCCGAGAAGCCAACCUGGAGCCCGGGUACCCACAGCCCCUGGUCACCUAUGGGCAGGGCAUCCCCUACGACAGCAUUGACACGGCUGUCUGGUGGGAACCCACAGGGCACACCUUCUUCUUCCGUGGGGACAGAUACUGGCGCUUUAACGAAGACACUCGCUCGGUGGACCCCGGGUACCCAAAGCCCAUCUCGGUCUGGGUGGGCAUCCCUCCCUCACCCAAGGGUGCCUUCCUCAGCCCGGAUGCCUCCUCCACCUACUUCUACAGAGGCACGAAGUACUGGAAAUUUGACAAUGAGCGGCUCAGGACGGAGCCGGGUUAUCCCAAAUCCAUCCUACGGGACUUCAUGGGCUGUCACACAGAGCUGGUCCCGGACCCCCCUCCCCGCUGGCCUGAUGGAGACCGACCCCCCUUCAACCCCGACGGGGAUGGGCGGACCGAAGGCAAGGAAGAAGAGGAGGAGGAGGAAGAGGAAGAGGAAGACGAGGAGGAUUACGGCGAGGGUGACCACCAGCCAGGCGGGGAUGUGGACGUGGUGGUGCAGAUCGACGAGUACACGCGCACCAUGAGCGUCGUCAUGGUGCUGGUGCUGCUGGUGCUGCUGCUCUGCAUCCUUGGCCUCAUCUAUGUCAUUGUGCAGAUGCAGAGGAAGGGCGCGCCCCGAAUGCUCUUGUACUGCAAGCGCUCCUUGCAGGAGUGGGUCUGACCCUGGCUCCCUCCCCCCCCCCCCCGCCCCCACCACCAUGGUGCUAACGAUGGACCUGACCUGUCCCCCCCUGCAGCCUCGGCCCCUCUGCCCCCCCUGUUGCUUGAUGGCUGCAGCCUCAGAAAAGGGGGAUGCCCACCCUCCCCAGCCCCUCCAGAGCAGCCAGGCUGGCGCUGGGGGAUGGUCACGGGUGGGCUGGAAAGCAUCCAGGUCCUGCCUGCUCCCUCACAGCCGUCCCCCAACCCUGGCCACGACCCUGGGGGUGCCACCCAUCAUGUCGCACCCCCCCUCUGCCCCAGGGUCCCAGCGGGAUUCCCGCCUCUUGCGCGCCCCCACUGCGGGUGUGCUGAGCGGGUCGGGGGCUGCUCACCAGUGCCGUGAGCUGGCAGGUCUCAGCUGCCGGCACCUGCGAUGGCGGGGGGGGGGGGGGGGGGGGGCUGUGGGGGAAGGGAGGGCUGAGCUCAUGGUUUCCCGUUGAACCGCAGGGAGACGGGGUGGUGGUCCCUAAAGAGAGCAUGGGGGGGGGAACACACCACCUCUGCAGCCAGACGCUGCUGCCGAGGGGCACGAGGCCGUGGGCCUGGGGGCAGCAGGCUGGGCCGCCUCGUAUGUGUAUUAAACGGGUCGGGUGCGUGGA
Tyto alba (common barn owl) is the source of this 2899-nucleotide messenger RNA. It is a transcript of the gene MMP15, whose product is annotated as matrix metallopeptidase 15. Gene Ontology annotation, cellular component: extracellular matrix. Gene Ontology annotation, biological process: collagen catabolic process; proteolysis; extracellular matrix organization. The transcript is spliced from 10 exons. Gene Ontology annotation, molecular function: metalloendopeptidase activity; zinc ion binding. Bases 298 to 2262 code for a protein of 654 amino acids. Lineage: Eukaryota; Metazoa; Chordata; Aves; Strigiformes; Tytonidae. The record is from RefSeq and is a predicted model, not a curated record.